AUGCGUCGCGACGCCGCUGGCUGCCGUGCCAUCGCGCCCGGGUGUUUUGAUUUGGCUGCAGGUAUUCGAAGCAUGAUCAACCUAGUGCGUGACCGGGUGCGCAUUCCGCUCAUGUUGAGACACCUUGGCGGCGAGGCGUUGAUCGAGGUGGGCCAGGAGCGUGUGAAGUAUAUGCUUGAUAUGCGGAACAAUGAGAUUGCAAUUACUACUAGCAGGGGACCGGAUGAUGUUGGUAGUGAUGGUGCUGCUGGUGAGACGGGCAUGGAUGGAGAACCUAGAGAUGAUAAGGGUGAUCACGAUCAUGAGUCCGAUGAUGAGGAUGACGUUGACGAUGACGGCCUGUAUGGAUAG
Molecule: messenger RNA, 351 nt
Organism: Exophiala bonariae
Lineage: Eukaryota; Fungi; Ascomycota; Eurotiomycetes; Chaetothyriales; Herpotrichiellaceae
Exons: 1
Coding region: 1-351 (116 amino acids)
Source: RefSeq, a predicted model, not a curated record